AGAAUGACUUAAAAGAUGGAGUCAACACGCGCAUUUGCUAUUGGCAUAUAUGCUCAGAUCUCCAGUCCAUUCUAAGUCCUCCUGCUCAACUAAAGUUAAGCUGCAACGAGUAUCAGGUCGAUUAAUUUCUCUUGCUUAAUUUGAUCGAUCAAAUUCAUUACUCUUCGAAAAAUGGCAGAUAUAGCUGUAAAUUUUCUAGUGGAGAACUUGAUGCAAUUGUUACGUGACAAUGCUGAGCUACUUAUUUGUGUUAAAGGUGAAGCUGAGAAUCUGCUUACAGAUCUAAACGAAUUCAAUGCUUUCCUCAAACAAGCUGCAAAAUGCCGCAGUGAAAAUGAAGUUCUGAAGGAAUUAGUGAAGAAGAUUAGAACAGUGGUCAACAGUGCUGAAGACGCUAUUGAUAAGCUUGUAAUUGAGGCCAAGCUUCACGAGGACAAAGGGGUAGUAAAGUAUGUGGACAUUGCUCAUUAUAAAAGAGUGAGGGAUGUGGCUGUUGAAAUAAGAGGUAUUAGAGAAAGAGUGAAGGCAAUGCGUCAAGAAAAUGCCCAUGGCCUUCAGGCACUUCAAGAUGAAGAUCCUUUUGCUGUCGAAGAGAGAAAGCCUCCGGUGGUAGAGGAAGAUGCUGUUGUGGGUUUUGACGAGGAGGCAGACAAGGUAAUCGACCGUCUUCUUCAAGGGUCAGGCGAUCUAGUGGUUAUACCAGUUGUUGGUAUGCCUGGACUUGGCAAAACUACCCUAGCGAACAAGAUUUACAAGCAUUCUAAAAUUGAAUACGAGUUCUUUACUCGUAUUUGGGUUUAUGUUUCUCAAUCCUACAGGAGAAGAGAAUUAUUUCUCAACAUCAUCAGUAAAUUCACACGGAACACUAAACAGUAUCAUGAUAUGUGUGAGGAGGAUUUAGCUGACACAAUACAAGGGUUUUUGGGAAAAGGAGGAAAAUACUUGGUUGUCUUGGAUGAUGUAUGGUCUACAGAAGCUUGGGAACGCAUCAAGAUUGCUUUCCCAAACAACAAUAAAUACAAUAGGGUAUUGUUGACUACUCGAGAUAGUAAAGUUGCUAAACACUGCAAUGAUACCCCUCGCAAUUUGAAGUUUUUAACUGCCAAAGAAAGUUGGAUUUUACUAGAGAAAAAAGUUUUUCAAAAGGAUAAAUGUCCUGAUGAAUUAGGAAGACCUGGACAAAGCAUAGCCCGAAAAUGUAAGGGAUUACCCCUUGCAAUUGUGGUGAUUGCUGGAGCUUUAAUAGGAAAAGGCAAAACAACAAGGGAGUGGGAACAAGUGGAUCAGAGCGUGGGUGAACACCUUAUAAAUAAAGACAAUCCAGAGAAUUGUAAUAAAUUGGUGCAAAUGAGUUAUGAUCGCUUGCCUUACGAUUUGAAAGCAUGCUUUCUGUAUUGUGGUGCAUUUCCCAAGGGCUUUGAGAUUCCUGCUUGGAAAUUGAUCCGAAUGUGGAUCGCUGAAGGGUUCAUCCAGUACAAAGGGAACUUACCACUUGAAUAUAAAGCAGAGGACUACUUGAACGAUCUCGUCAAUAGAAAUCUAGUGAUGAUAAUGCAAAGGACAUCUGAUGGCCAAACGAAAACAUGUCGUCUUCAUGACAUGUUGCACGAGUUUUGCAAGCAAGAAGCUACAAAGGAGGAAAAUCUUUUCCAAGAAGUAACAAUAGGUGUUGAGCAAUCUUUUCCUGGAAAACGGGAACUAUCCACCUACCGUCGUUUGUCUAUUCAUUCCUCAAUUCUAGAAUUUUUGUCUACAAAGCCCGUUGGUGAAUAUGUCAGGUCAUUAUUAUCUUGUUCUUCGAAAAAUAUUGAGAUUCCUGCUGCUGAUAUCCCUGUCAUACCAAAGGGCUUUCCAUUGCUAAGGGUUUUGGAUGUUGAAUCCAUCAAAUUCAAUCGCUUUUGCAAGGAGUUCUUUCAGUUAUAUCACUUGAGGUAUAUUGCUAUCUCUUCUGACUUGGUCAAGGUUCCAAAACGCAUUGGGGAACUUUGGAACAUACAAACCCUCAUCAUUAACACACAACAAAGCACUCUUGAUUUUCAAGCAGAUAUAUGGAGCCUCCCGCGACUAAGGCAUUUGCACACUAACACUUGUGCUAAGUUGCCUACACCUGCUGCCCCAAAAAGUAAUAAAGUUGCUUUAGUAAAUCAAAGCCUACAAACUCUCUCCACAAUUUCACCUGAAAGUUGCACAGAACAAGUGUUUGCAAGGGCUCCAAAUUUGAAAAAACUGGGCAUUCGUGGGAAAUUAGCUUUGCUGCUGGAAGCAAAUAAGACUGGAUCGUUCAACAGCGUUACGAAGCUACAUUGCCUCGAAAACCUGAAGCUGAUAAAUGAUGGCCGUCAAACUGGGAAACAAUUGUCUCUUCCUCAAGCAUAUAUCUUUCCAACAAAGUUGAGGAAGUUGUCUUUAUCAGAUACCUGGUUGGAGUGGGAUGAUAUGUCCAUAUUGGGGCAGUUAGAAUACCUUGAAGUUCUGAAACUGAAAGAAAAUGCAUGCAAGGGGGAGUGUUGGGAGCCAAAAGUCGGAGGCUUUCGUUCCCUACAGUUUUUGUCGAUUGAACGGACAAACUUAGCUUCAUGGACUGCCUCAACUGAUCAAUUUCCAAGGCUUAAGCACAUUGUUCUCAUAUGCUGCGAUAACCUUGAGGAAAUUCCCAUCGGCCUGGCUGAUAUACGUAGCCUCCAAGUGAUGGAGUUGCAAAAUUCCACCAAAGCAGCAAAAUCUGCCCGGGAGAUACAAGUCAAAAAAGACAAGCAAACUCAAGAGGGGACUAAAAACAACGGGUUCAAGCUCUCUAUAUUCCCUCCUGAUCUUUGAUUGCCAUUGGAUAUACACCUUCUCUUGAGGUCUUCAAUGAAUCACAUUGCAUGAUGUUGUACCUUGGAUCAAAUUACCCCUCCAGUGGUGCCAUAUGGUUUUGCUGCUUUCUGCUUCAUUUGGCACUCGGGUUCUCAGAAUGAAUCCUGCUGCGUUUUGUGAUUCCUGUCAUCCCAAAUAUGGUAUUUAGUUAGUUCCUUAAUGAAACUAUCUUAUAAGUAAUUUUAAGUACUCCACAUUUUUCUUUAUACUUGGAAAAACUGAACCACGCGAAAGUGGAGUAUUUUUACUAAUCUGAACAUCAGUAUGGCCCUUGUAGUGUAUACACAAUGCACCUUGAGUGUAUACUAUAGACUUCAGUGUAUAAUCAGGUACUACUUAUAAUGUGUAUGAGAAGUAUAUACUCGAUGUAUAGUCUAUGUA
This is a messenger RNA of Lycium barbarum (goji berry), 3240 nucleotides long. RefSeq names its product putative late blight resistance protein homolog R1B-14. The coding region runs from base 172 to 2817 and encodes 881 amino acids. Gene Ontology annotation, molecular function: ADP binding. Lineage: Eukaryota; Viridiplantae; Streptophyta; Magnoliopsida; Solanales; Solanaceae. The record is from RefSeq and is a predicted model, not a curated record. The transcript has 4 exons. Gene Ontology annotation, biological process: defense response to other organism.